CCACUCGCCUUGAGGCAAUUGAGGAACCUCUUGAAAAGAUAUGGGGUCACUUUGGUGAAUCAACAUUUGGCAAGAACUAUGCUGCAAGCAAUGGUGUCUUGGUCACUGAUGUUGGCAAUCAGGUGGCUUACCGGAUGAUACUGGAGUGUAAAAAUGAAAUUGGGACUGGUGGUAGUGACCCAACUCUUCAAAUGUCCAUAUCCUAUCGUGGCUAUUGGUCUCAGGGAGAUUCCCAAAGUAUUAGAGACAUUUGUUGCUGCCCAACAUUUGGGAUUGCCAUUGCUGGGCCCUGGAUGUGCAUUCUUGGAGCUGUCUUUCUUGACAAAGCUGUAAUACAACCAUUGACACCUUUCAUCCCCCUAAAUAUAACACCCCCUGAUGACACAUCUCUUGAUUACAUUGCCCGAAUCCUUGAGGCACUACGCCUUUCAUUUACCACAUUAGACAACUUUUACAGAGGCUUGGCCAAUUCUAAUAAUGAUGGACAACAGCGAUAUUUCCCACAUUUUCGAGAAUUUACAAAUUCAGUUGGCACACAGACUCCUUUCACAUACAUUUCCCAGUUAGCAGAGCCAACAAGACUAGUAUGGAAGGCAAAAACUACACAUGAUCAACAUUUGAUUGUUGUGAAGUUUAUGCAAAGGUAUAAUAAUACUGCACAUGCCCUUUGUGCCAGAAAUCAACUUGCACCUACAUUGCUUUAUUUUGGAGAUGGUGUUGAGAUGCUUGCAGGAUUCCAUGUUGUGAUUAUGGAUUAUAUUGAUCAUCAGCCACUGCAACCUAAUGAGAUCCAAAACUUGGUCUCCCGAAGGAAUAUAUACAAUGAUGUGUUGCAGGCUGUCACCUUGCUUCACAAUGAACAAUAUGUAUUUGCAGAUCUCCGCAAUCCAAACAUUCUGGUAUAUACUACAAAUGGAGCUCAGCACUCAAUGCUGAUUGAUUUCAACUGGUGUGGGACUGAUGGCAAAGACACUUAUCCCCUAUCUUUGAGUCGCAAGAUCCCAUGGCCAAAUGGAGUGCAGCCUGGUGGUCUCCUUAGUAAGACUCAUGAUCUCACUUGGCUAGAUGUAUUGCGGAGAGGUUUAAAACUCACAAAUGAUUUCCCUGAUCCAACCAUAACAUCUUGA
This is a messenger RNA of Paraglomus brasilianum, 1127 nucleotides long. The record is from the annotation of a GenBank genome assembly. Lineage: Eukaryota; Fungi; Glomeromycota; Glomeromycetes; Paraglomerales; Paraglomeraceae.